AGUCUUAGAACCUUAGAAUCUCAGAAUCUUAGAAUCUCAGAGUCUCAGAAUCUCAGAAUCUCAGAAUCUCAGAAUCUCAGAAUCUCAGAAUCUCAGAAUCUCAGAAUCUCAGAGUCUCAGAGUCUCAGAAUCUCAGAGUCUCAGAGUCUCAGAAUCUCAGAGUCUCAGAGUCUCAGAAUCUCAGAGUCUCAGAGUCUCAGAAUCUCAGAAUCUCAGAAUCUCAGAAUCUCAGAAUCUCAGAAUCUCAGAAACGUCAGAGUCUCAGAAUCUCAGUAUCUCAGAAUCUCAGAAGCUCAGAAUCUCAAUUUUAGAAUCUGCAGAAUCUCAGAAUCUCAGAAUCUCAGAAUCUCAGAAUCUCAGAAUCUCAGAAUCUCAGAAUCUCAGAGUCUCAGAGACUCAGAAUCUCAGAAUCUCAGAGUCUUAGAGUCUCAGAAUCUGAAUCCCAGAACCUCAGAAUUGUACGAUCUCAGAAGCGCAGCUUUUUUAAAUUUUAGAAUCUCAGAGUCUCAGAAUCUCAGAAUCUCAGAAUCUCAGAAUCUCAAAAUCUCAGAAUCUCAGAAACUCAGAAUCUCAGAAUCUCAGAAUCUCAGAAUCUCAGAAUCUCAGAAUCUCAGAAUCUCGAAAUCUCAGAAUCUCAGAAUCUCGGAAUCUCAGAAUCUCAAAAUCUCAGAAUCUCAGAAUCUCGAAUCUCAGAAUUUCAAAAUCUCAGAAUUUCAGAAUCUCAGAAUCUCAGAAACUCAGAAUCUCAGAAUCUCAAAAUCUCAGAAUCUCAGAAACUCAGAAUCUCAGAAUCUCAGAAUCUCAGAAUCUCAGAAUCUCAGAAUCUCAGAAUCUCAGAAUCUCAGAAUCUCAGAAUCUCAGAAUCUCAGAAUCUCAGAAUCUCAGAAUCUCAGAAUCUCAGAAUCUCAGAAUCUCAGAAUCUCAGAAUCUCAGAAUCUCAGAAUCUCAGAAUCUCAGAAUCUCAGAAUCUCAGAAUCUCAGAAUCUCAGAAUCUCGAAAUCUCAGAAUCUCAGAAUCUCAAAAUCUCAGAAUCUCAGAAUCUCAGAAUCUCGGAAUCUCAGAAUCUCAGAAUCUCAGAAUCUCGGAAUCUCAGAAUCUCAAAAUCUCAAAAUCUCAGAAUCUCAGAAUCUCGGAAUCUCAGAAUUUCAAAAUCUCAGAAUUUCAAAAUCUCAGAAUUUCAGAAUCUCAGAAUCUCAGAAUCUCAAAAUCUCAGAAUCUCAGAAACUCAGAAUCUCAGAAUCUCAGAAUCUCAGAAUCUCAGAAUCUCAGAAUCUCAGAAUCUCGAAAUCUCAGAAUCUCAGAAUCUCGGAAUCUCAGAAUCUCAAAAUCUCAGAAUCUCAGAAUCUCGGAAUCUCAGAAUUUCAAAAUCUCAGAAUUUCAGAAUCUCACAAUCUCAGAAACUCAGAAUCUCAGAAUCUCAAAAUCUCAGAAUCUCAGAAACUCAGAAUCUCAGAAUCUCAGAAUCUCAGAAUCUCAGAAUCUCAGAAUCUCGAAAUCUCAGAAUCUCAGAAUCUCAAAAUCUCAGAAUCUCAGAAUCUCAGAAUCUCGGAAUCUCAGAAUCUCAGAAUCUCAGAAUCUCGGAAUCUCAGAAUCUCAAAAUCUCAAAAUCUCAGAAUCUCAGAAUCUCGGAAUCUCAGAAUUUCAAAAUCUCAGAAUUUCAGAAUCUCAGAAUCUCAGAAACUCAGAAUCUCAGAAUCUCAAAAUCUCAGAAUCUCAGAAUCUCAGAAACUCAGAAUCUCAGAAUCUCAGAAUCUCAGAAUCUCAGAAUCUCAGAAUCUCAGAAUCUCAGAAUCUCGAAAUCUCAGAAUCUCAGAAUCUCAAAAUCUCAGAAUCUCAGAAACUCAGAAUCUCAGAAUCUCAGAAUCUCAGAAUCUCAGAAUCUCAGAAUCUCGAAAUCUCAGAAUCUCAGAAUCUCGGAAUCUCAGAAUCUCAAAAUCUCAGAAUCUCAGAAUCUCAGAAUCUCAGAAUCUCAGAAUCUCGAAAUCUCAGAAUCUCAGAAUCUCGGAAUCUCAGAAUCUCAAAAUCUCAGAAUUUCAGAAUCUCGGAAUCUCAGAAUUUCAGAACAUUAGAAUUUUAGAAUUUUAG
This is a messenger RNA of Caenorhabditis briggsae, 2085 nucleotides long. The record is from RefSeq and is a predicted model, not a curated record. NCBI's taxonomy places the organism in Eukaryota, Metazoa, Nematoda, Chromadorea, Rhabditida, Rhabditidae. The annotation marks the transcript as partial. The transcript has 2 exons.